Messenger RNA from Penaeus indicus, 852 nucleotides. Its product is annotated as galactosylgalactosylxylosylprotein 3-beta-glucuronosyltransferase P-like. Gene Ontology annotation, biological process: chondroitin sulfate proteoglycan biosynthetic process; carbohydrate metabolic process. The transcript has 6 exons. Lineage: Eukaryota; Metazoa; Arthropoda; Malacostraca; Decapoda; Penaeidae. Gene Ontology annotation, molecular function: galactosylgalactosylxylosylprotein 3-beta-glucuronosyltransferase activity. Gene Ontology annotation, cellular component: Golgi membrane. The record is from RefSeq and is a predicted model, not a curated record. Bases 427 to 852 code for a protein of 141 amino acids.
CUUCUCCUCAGUGGGGCGACUCCACACUCAGGCAGCAAUAUUUCGCGUGGAAGGAACAUAACGAAAACAGAAAACUGAUUACUGAACUGAAAAACGGAUUAUUUAAUUGUGAUUUUAAGUAUCUAGUGGUUGAUCGAUCGACUGGGAAGGAGAAGCGACAAAAAACGUUAAAACUGAAUUCUUGAGAAAUAGUGAUGACAGUUUUAUGAACACAUUUCGUAAAAUUGGAUGAGAAAACGGAGAGACGACCAAGGUAGAGAGAAAACGGGAAACUGAGAGGGUACUCUAUAGUAGAAAAUAAGGAAACGCCAGAACAUCGAUCACAGUCGCUAAGCCAAUAAAACAAAACCAAAAACCCAGACACACAAGUAAUUAGAAAGAAGAAGAAGAAGAAAAAAAGAAAAAUAUAUAAACAAAAACAUCAACAUGGUUCGUCUGACGCUAACCCGAAGUGUACUGUUAAGUGUCUUGGUUAUGGAAACAUUAUAUUUAAUGAUGUCACUGCAGAGAUUAGCUGAGUUGGAAGAGCACUGUGCAGCUGAUGAGGGUGUGCAUGUGGAGGGGCAUGACAUUAAGAAAAAAGCCUGGCCGCCCUUGUAUGUGAUCACACCCACGUACAGACGCAACACGCAGAUGGCUGACAUGACCCGGAUGUCACAGACUCUGAUGCUUGUCCCGAAUUUGCACUGGAUCGUCGUGGAAGACGCGGAGAAGACGAGCCAGGUGGUGCGGGACCUUCUGGACAGGACAGGCAUGCCCUAUACCCACUUGUGCGCCACGAUGCCCGAUGAGUAUAAGGAUCAGAAGAGCAUGGGAAAAGGUGUCUUUAACAGGAGGGAAGGGUUACGAUGA